Messenger RNA from Aplosporella prunicola CBS 121167, 472 nucleotides. RefSeq lists its product as uncharacterized. Gene Ontology annotation, biological process: mitochondrial electron transport, ubiquinol to cytochrome c. Bases 53 to 346 code for a protein of 97 amino acids. Lineage: Eukaryota; Fungi; Ascomycota; Dothideomycetes; Botryosphaeriales; Aplosporellaceae. The record is from RefSeq and is a predicted model, not a curated record. The transcript has 4 exons.
CUCGACCCCAAUCUCCCCUCCCUUUUCCAACCUUCGAAUCAAUAUCGACACAAUGGGUGGCGGCGGCGAAAAGAUGCCCGGCCAGUACAUGGGCUGGUGGGGAAGCCUUGGCUCCCCUCCGCAGAAGGGCGUCACCUCCUACGCGCUGUCCAACAACCGCCAGCGCGCUAUGGGUGGUGCCUUCCACAAUGCCAUCUUCAACACCUGGCGCCGCACUCGCCAGCAGGUCCUCUACUGGGCCGUUCCCAUGGUCAUCGGCUACUCGACCAUGGCGUGGGCAAUUGAGAGGAACGAGUACCUGAACUCCAAGGAGGGUCGCGCUGAGUUCGCCGAUGAGGAGGAAUAGAUUUUGGCUCAGAGAAGGGCUGUAAGAAGCGGUGAUGGUUUCAGAGCAUAGCGGAUGCCGAGUGUACAUUACGGGAGCCGGCAAUAGAUUUCUGCGUCUCAAUCUGUUCGAACUUCCUAUCCGAAA